AUGAGUUCUUCUUACUCGUAUAGGCUUUUCCAGCAAGAAGGACCUCUCAGAACUGCAUCAUCUAUGUCUAAAAAUAGAAGCCUAACGCAAUCAUCUAAUUUAAGUACGCUAAAUUCUGCAAGAAGAACUAAAUCUAGGUCAAUUUUAUCUCAAGAUGAAGAAACAGUCGCUCAAAAUCAGAUAAACAAGCUGCAAUGCGAAAUAACAUCACUUCGUAGCGAAGUAGAUAUGCUGAAAGAUAAUUUGCGAUGGACAGAACAAAAAUUAUCUGCAAUAAAUGGUGAUUUUUAUGGUGCAUCAGUAGCUCAACAGUACGAAACAACUGAUGUUGCCAUGAGAUCUGUCCAAAAAUCCAAAGCUGAAGAAAUAACGAAUUUUAAAAAAGAAUCUAAAAUUUUGCAAGCGCAACUCAACACGUAUGAGAGUAUGUACUCGGAUUCCAGCAUGAAAGUAUUACGAAAAGACGUGGCAAAGCAGCGACAACUUAAAAAAUCAGAUGAAAAAAUUUGCGAAGACAACAAAGAAAAGAUUAAAGAGAUCAAAGAGCGUAUAAAAACGCUAUCAAAUCAAGAUAUUAACAAAAAGAUUGAAGAACAAUCGAAAAGAAUUUCCGCAUUACGAGAUAGAGUAAAUUCUCAAGUACAGAGACAUCGUAAUCUCAAAAUGCUUGCAGAAUUAUUAUCUAAUAAAGACUCUAAUAUGGAUGAUUCUCUUAUCGAUAGUUUUAUCCAUGGAUCUCAAACAGAAAACGAUGUUCAUGAAUUAACAAAGCAAUUAUCAGACUGCCAAAGCACCUUAAAGACAAAAGAGUUAGAACUAAAGGAUUUAGACCUACAGACACAAUUAGUAGCGAAACAAGACGAAUUAGAACGAAGAACACAAGCUUUAGAAAAAAUGAUGCAACAAUCAACAAUAUUAGACAAUAUCUUUGAUGAAACUGAGAAACUAUGCAUUGGACCAUUGUCAAAACGUCCUUCUCGAUCGAAAACUUCCGAUCUUAUUAAAAAUAAAUAUCCGAAAGCGACAGGAGUAAGUAUCGAGAAGAUAGAUGACAAGCACUACGUAUUUGUAGGAUUCCAAGAUGCUGGAGAAGCCCAAAAAGCUGCGGAAUCAAUCAAAAAAGAAAAAUUAUUUGGAGAUAACGUUAAAGUAACAAUAAACAAGGUAGAAGACAGUAGUUUGAGUAGUAUACUUAAGGAAAAGCCUGCUCAAUUCAACGGCUCUUUCACUGGCCAGAUAAAUGAAAUAAAUGAACAGCCGAAACAGAGUUUAAUCAGUUCCAUCAAGUCAGACAUACAGAAACUAGAGAAAGGAAACAACAACACUGACUCAUUCGAUGACUUUGAGAGUGAAAAAGAGAAAAAGCAAACAAACACAAAGCCAAAAGAACUAAUUAUAUCAAAACUCACUGAUAAGAACCAAAACACAUCGAAAGGAUUCGAAGAACUGACUAAUUCCGACAAACCACUGAUUUCCAAAAGUCUGUUGAUUGAUCAGCCGCAGAAUUCUCCAUCGAGUGGAAUUCCCCUGCAGAGAAGAAGCAGAACAUCAAGCAGAAUCAUGACUUCUGCUGAGAUUGCGAAGAUGGAUUCUUUGCCCAGUGAAACUUAUUCUGAAGGAAAGAAAGAGAAAGAAGAAGAGAAAAAGGAAGAAUCAAAACAAGAGAAGAAAGAAGAGUCAGAAGUAUCAGAUGGAUUCGCUGAUAGUAGUGAUGAAAGCAAGGAUUUGAACGAAGAAGAAAAACCAAAGAAAGAUGAAUUUCUUGAAUCAUCUUCUUCAAAGAAAUCUAAAUCCAAAGAGAACUUUGACUCAUUCAGCGAAAGUAGCAAAGAAAAAUCAGUCAAAGAAGAAAAGAAAUCUUCUUCAUCUGAGAAAGAAAAAGAAUUUUCUGAAUCUGAAAAACAAGAAAAGAAAUUAUCAGAACAUGAGGAAGAAAAGAAAUUUGAAUUUGAUAAAGAAAAGAAUGAAUUCUCUUCAGAUAAAGAAUCAAAGAAAUCUUCUUCAUCAGAUAAACAAGAAAAUUCAUCAGACAAAGAAUUUUCUGAUUCAGAAAAGAAAGAAGAAGAAGAAAAGAAGUUAUCAGAUAAACAAAAGAAUUCUGAUGUAAAUAAACCAGAAUCAGAAAAAGAAUCAAAGAAAUCAUCAGAACACGAAGAAGAAAAGAAAUCAGAAUCAGAUAAAAAGAGUGAAAAUUCUUCACAACAUGAAUCAAAACAAGAAAAUGAAGAAAAGAAAUCUAAUUCUGAAAAAGAUCCUUUCUCUGAUGAAUUCAACCAAUCUGAAUCAGAAAAAGAAAAGAAAGAAAACUCUGAAAAAGAAGAAAAUCAAAAAUCAGAGAAAGAGAAAUCUAUUUCAGAUGAUUUUGCAUCAGAAAGAAGUAAAGAAAAAGAAAAUUCAUUUGAAAAAGAAGAGAAACAAAAUGAAGAAGAAAAACCACCACAGUUAUCAAUUGUUUCUUCAGUAAACAAAGCUUUGAAUGAAAAUGAAUCACCAGAGAAAGAAGAAGAGAAAGAGUUUGAUUCAUUUAAUGAAGAAGAACAAAAGAAAGAAGAAGAAAAACCAUUGUUAGGAUUAAGUAACGUAAUUAAAGAUACAUUAACUAAACCAGUCGAAGAAGAAGAGAAGAAAGAAGAAAUUCCUCAAGAAAAAUCUAAUGAAGAUUCACAAAAAGAAAAAGAAUUUGAUGCUUUCAAUGAAGAAGAAAACAAAUCAGAAGAAAAACCAAUGUUAGGAUUAGGAAACAUAUUAAAAGAUACAUUAACAAAUCAAAAUGAAGAAGAACAGCAAAAAGAGAAAGAAAUAGUUGAAGAAAAAUCUCCUGAAGAAGAACAAAAAGAAAAUGAUUUUGAUUCAUUUGAAGAAGAAAUCAAGACAGAAGAAAAGAAGGAACAAGAUGAAGAUAAUAAACCAUUGUUAGGACUAGGAAGCAUCCUCAAAAACACUUUAGCAAAUCCAGAAGAAGAGAAGAAAGAAACUGUUGAAGAAAAAUCAGUUGAUGAAGAACCAAAAGAAAAUAAUGAAAGAAAUGAAUCUGAAAAAGAAAAAGAAAUUGCAAAAGAUGAAAGUGAAAAAGUUGAAGAAAAAUCUCAACAAAAUGAAGAAGAAUCACAAAAACCAGAUGAAAAAGAAGAAGAAAAACCUUUACUCCCUCUAGGAAACAUUUUAAAGAAUAAUCUUUCUGCAGAAAAUGAAGAAGUUAAAGAAGAAAAUCAAAAUAAAGAAAUUCCAAAAGAAGAAGAACAAAAAGAAAUUCUAAAUGAAGAAAAAACAGAAAAUUCAAAUGAAGACAAUGAAACGAAAGAAGAACAAAAAGAAAAUGAAGAAACACAAGAAAAACCAUCACUUGGACUUGGUUCAAUGUUUAAGAGUGCUUUGUCUGCUGAACCUGAAAAUAAACAAGAAGAAAAACCUGAUGAUGAUGAACAGAAAGAAGAAGAAAAUCAUCCUAAAGAAGAAUCAAUUGAAGAAGAACCUAAAGAACAAGAAAACAAAGACAAUUCAUUUGAAGAAGAAAAUAAAUCAAAUGAAGAAGUAAAAGAAGAACAAGCUCCAAAAGAAGAUUCUGAACAUCAAAAAGAAGAGAAACCAAAUGAUGAAGAGGAAAAGAUAGAUCAAAGUCCACUUGUAAUUGGUUCUCUAAUCAAAAACGUUUUGUUGCCAACAGAAGAAAGAGAAAUUAAACAAGAUGAAGAGAAAGAAAAAGAAGACAAUUUUGAAGAUGAUUUCGAAUCUCCAGAGAAAGAGAAAGAAGCAUCUAAAAAUGAAGCAGAUUUAGUUGGAAUGACAACAGGUUCAUACUAUACAACAAACAGUGUGAAUGCGAUGUCAGUUGAUUUAAACUGCACUCCAGAAGCUGUUGAUGACUCUCCAAAUCCAAAUCUUCAAGAAUUCAAUUUAGAAGCAAUUGAAGAUGAUUUAGUUGAAGAAUACAACGAACAAGAAAAAGAAAGACAAUCUCUUCUCGCAGAGGAAGAAGAAGAAAAACAAGAGCAAAAUGAAGAAGAAAAUAAAGAUGAUGUCGAAUUAAACAAUGAAGAAAAGAAAGAAGAAAAUGAUUUUGAAAUUAAUAAUGAAGAAGAAAAUCAAAACAAAGAAAACAAUGAAACAGAACAAACUAAAGAAGAAAACAAAGAUGGAGAUGAUUUGGAUGAUUUUGGUUCAAAUAAUGACAAAGAAAAACCAAAAGAAGAAGAAAGUAAAAACGAAAACUUAGAUGCAUUUCAAUCAAAUGAAGAAAAAAAAGAAGAAGAAAAGAAAGAUGAAAUUGAAUUAAAAGAAAAAGAAGAAAAUCAAAAUGAAGAAAAAAAGAAGAAUGAUGAACAAGAGGAUGUUUUUGAGUCAGAGCCAAAAGAUAAGUCAAUGCUCAAUGAAAUAACAAACAGUGAAGAGAAACUGAUACAAGAAGAAGUGAAAUCAGUGAGAAGUGUUGGAUUCGACCACGAACUUCGUUCUGUUCCUUAUGGAAGUAGAAACUUUGAGAAUUUGAGAUCUGAUGGAUCAAUUCCUGUUUCAAACUUCGAAAGCUCCCUCCAUGACUCAUCAAACAAACAGAAACAAGCUGUUGAAGACCACUCUCUUCAAGAAUUUGAAUCUGAUAUUUAA
Trichomonas vaginalis G3 is the source of this 4602-nucleotide messenger RNA. RefSeq lists its product as uncharacterized. The coding region runs from base 1 to 4602 and encodes 1533 amino acids. NCBI's taxonomy places the organism in Eukaryota, Parabasalia, Trichomonadida, Trichomonadidae. The transcript has a single exon. The record is from RefSeq and is a predicted model, not a curated record.